This is a messenger RNA of Heterotrigona itama, 302 nucleotides long. The record is from the annotation of a GenBank genome assembly. Lineage: Eukaryota; Metazoa; Arthropoda; Insecta; Hymenoptera; Apidae.
AUGCAUGGCAAGAACUCGAUUACAAACUCGUAGAUGUCAACGCAAAGACGAUCACACCAAUUAGGUGUGAUUAAUCUACAAACAGCUUCCGCAAAUGGAACACGUCAAAGCACAUACAAUCCAUCAGAUGCAAAUGCAAGAAUCUAACUUUUAAAACAGAAUCGUACGUAACAAAAUUACUUGCAGACAGAGUAAUUCUCUCCGCUGGAUUCAUUAAUUCUUCAAAAAUCCUUAUGUUUUCUGCAAUUGGAACAAGAAAAGAAUUAAAGAAUUGUGGUAUUGAAAUAAUUAGUAAUUUAUGA